UAUCCAUAAAUAAUAAAAUUACUCUUGUAUUUGUUUAUGCGCCGGAACACAAGCUGGCAACAUUAAGAAAACAACUCUUCCUUCCUUUUUACCUCUUCCACGUGAGAGUACGUCUUUCCACUUAUUAAAAUUGUUAAAUUAUAUUCUCGGUCACAAAUAAACGCAGUGCAGUAUAUAAAGUUUUAUUUUAUUGUUCCGGAUGGCCCGGGGACACACCAAAUUUGGCGACGGCAAGUAAAAAACUGUAUUUACAAUUUUUGCCAUGACGGCAUAUGGAGUCAUAAAACCAUUUCAAGAUGGUGACGACAUUGAAUGUUUUUUGGAAAGACUGGAGCAAUAUUUCUACGCCAACAACAUUUCAAAAGAACUUCGGACGUCAGUUUUACUAACAAUGAUUGACGAAAAAGUUUACAAAGUCAUUAAAAGUACAUUGCAUCCGGAGCUGCCUAAAACGAAAACACUUGUGGAAUUACAAACAGCGUUACGCCUGAGAUACAAAACCAGAAUAUCUCAUUUUAGAAAAAGGACAGCAUUUGACAAAUUACAACAAGAAGAUGGAGAAACCAUCACUAAAUGGCAUGAGAAGUGGGCCUAUUUUUGAAAGGCUGUGUGAAGAACCUAUUACUAAGAAGUUGGCUGAUUUGUUGGACAUAGCAUUGAAUAAGGAAGCAGUAUUACAUGAAAGACAAGCACCAGUGCAUCGGGUCACUAAAUCUACCAAGUCCACAAUUUCACAAAGUUCCAAGUCUCAAGGUGAGAAACAAAAAAGCACUGAAACAUUAUUGACAUGUAUCCAUUGUGGAAAAUCCAAUCAUUCUUUUGCAAAAUGUAAAUAUAAGAAAUAUACUUGCAAACUGUGUAAAAAGGUUGGACAUUUAGCUUCAGUAUGUAAAGCCAAGGCGGCAAAUACAAACAACUUGGAGGUGGAGGAGGAGAUUAUUGAUAUUUUCACAAUGAUGCCGGAAUUACAGGUGCCAUCGUUAAAUUACAUUUCUCCAUUCAUAGUGCAGUGUGAAAUUAACUCUAAAUUAAUUGAUAUGGAGCUGGACACAGGUGCGGCAGUGUCAUGUGUGCCAGAAAGUGUUUACAAGCAAAAAUUUAAAAAUAUAGAUUUGAACUCAACACAUUUAAAAUUAAAAACAUAUAGCGGUCAGGUAAUACAACCUAUUGGUGAAAUUUUUGUUCCUAUUAAGUAUAAAGAUAAGAAAUAUAAUUGUAAAUUGUUAGUUGUUUCAAAUGGUUGCAGAUGCCUGUUUGGCCGGGAUCUGGUACAAAAGUUUAAUUUAGAUAUUAAAAAUUGUUUAUCUGUUAAUAUUAUUCAUAAGGCUGAUAAUUUGGAAGAUUACUUAGAAAACUUUUCUGAUCUUUUUAAAAAUGAGUUAGGUGUGAUAAAGGGAGAAGAAGUUAAUUUAGAACUUAUUGAUAAGGAUGUUAAGCCUGUUUUCCACAAGCCAAUUCCUAUUCCCCAUGCAUUCAAGGAGAAAGUAGAUGAGGAAUUAAGGAAGUUGGAACGGGAAGGUGUUAUUACAAAGGUUGAAAGUUCUAAAUGGGGAACUCCUUUAGUACCAGUUAUCAAAGAUAAUGGCAAAUUACGUUUAUGUGCAAAUUAUAAAAUUACAGUUAAUAAAUAUAUUAAAGAUGUUAACCAUCCUUUACCUAGAAUUGAUGAUAUUUUUAGUGCCUUACAGGGAGGUGAGAAAUUUACAAAACUUGAUUUACGCAAUGCUUUUAAUCAAUUAUUAUUAGAUAAUAGCACAGGGGAGCUAUUAGCAUGGUCUACAAGUAAGGGCAUAUUUAAACUUAACCGAUUACCUUAUGGUACUAAGCCAGCGAGCUCCAUUUUCCAAGCUAAGAUGGAAAAAAUUCUAUUAGGAGCCAAAGGUGUUGUAAAUUUUAUCGAUGAUGUUUUGGUUACAGGAUGCAAUGAUGAGGACCAUUUAAAUAAUCUCAAGGAGGUGUUAAAAAGAUUUAAAGAGGUUGGAAUAAGAUUGAAUAAGUCAAAAUGUUUAUUUUUUCAAAAUGAGAUUAAUUAUCUUGGUCACAUUAUAUCUAAAGAAGGUCUAAAGAAGGAUCCAGCUAAAUUAGAGGCCAUCAUCAAUGCUCCUGUACCCAAUAAUGUCACGGAAGUAAGGUCUUGGAUUGGUAUGGUUGGAUAUUAUUCAAAGUUUGUUCCUCAGUUAUCAGUUAAAUUAAAACCAAUGUAUGAUUUAUUACAAAAGGAUAGAAAAUUUAUAUGGACAAAAGUUUGUAAUGAUAGUUUUGAACAAGUUAAAAAAGAGAUUAUUUCUGAUAAUAUUUUAAUCCAUUUUAAUAGAGAUUUACCUUUACGAUUGUCUUGUGAUGCUUCGCAAAAUGGUAUAGGUGCUGUACUCAGUCACAUUUUGCCGGACGGUACUGACAGGCCUAUUAGUUUUAUUUCACGUGUUUAUAGCAAAGCUGAAAAAGGAUACUCAAUGAUCCAUAAGGAAGCUUUAGCAAUUUAUUGGGCAGUCCAAAAAUUUUAUCAGUACUUAGUAGGUUCCAAGUUUGAGUUACAGUCAGACCAUAAACCUUUGCAAGCUCUAUUUGGAGAACACAAGAGCCUGCCACAAAUGGCUGCAGGACGGCUCCAAAGGUGGUCCACAUUUUUAUCAGGAUUUAAUUAUACUUUUAAAUAUAUUAAAGGAAUGCAUAAUGUAAUAGCAGAUUGUAUGUCAAGAUUGCCAUUGCAAAAUAAUUCUUGUAUUAAGCAAACAAAUGAAUAUGAGUAUAUAAAUUUGGUAGCAGACCAAAAUAUUGUUAAUUUAGAUUUAGUCAGGUCAGAAACUAGGAAAGAUCCUAUUUUAAGUUCAGUAUUUAAUAUGAUACGUUAUGGAUUUCCAAAAUUUACACAAAAUAAUUCUCUUAAACCAUAUUUACAAAAGAAGAACGAACUAUAUAUUGACCAGAAUGUUAUUAUGUGGGGAUAUAGAGUUGUCAUCCCUGAGAAAUUAAGAUUACAUUUACUCAAAGAGCUUCAUUCUACACAUGAAGGGAUUGUCAAAAUGAAAUGUAACGCUAGGUCUUACUUUUGGUGGCCAGGUUUAGAUAUGCAAAUUGAAAAUUUAAUUAAAUCUUGUGAUGUAUGUAUGACAUAUCGUUCAGAACCACCAAAAGCACCAAUUAUUUCAUGGCCAAGAACUAAGGUUCCAUAUGAGCGUGUACAUGCUGAUUUUCUAGGGCCAAUAGAUAAUAAGAUGAUUUUGUUAAUAAUUGAUUCUUAUAGUAAAUGGCCUGAGGCAUUUAUUGUCAAAAGUUUAGAUUCAAAACAGACGGUUGAAAGGUUUAGGGAGUGUUUCAGCCGAUUUGGAUUACCGAAAGUUGUAGUUACCGAUAAUGCGGCAACAUUUAUUAGUAAGGAGUUUUCUGAAUUUCUUUCCAAGAACGGGAUAGUACAUGAAACUUCUCCACCCUUUCAUCCGGCUACCAAUGGCUUCGCAGAAAAUGCUGUAAAAACUUUUAAAUUUGCUCUUUUAAAAGCAUUAAAAGAUAAAAGUAAUCAUAAUACAUCUUUUGAAACAUUAAUGAAUAGAUAUUUAUUUCAUUACAGAAACUCAAUUCAUAUUGUUACUGGUGUUUCACCUUCUCAGUUGAUGUUUCAAAGGAAACUUAGAACUAGAUUAGAUUUAUUGUCCAUACCAAAUGUAAAAGCUUAUGAUAAGGGAGGAAAAAGAAAGGAAGCAUUUAAAGAAGGAGAUAUAGUUUAUUGUAGAGAUUAUAGAAACCCUAAUAAAAAGCAGUUUGUAAAGGCAAUGAUAGAUGAAGUAUUAGGAAAGAGAACAUAUUAUUGUAAAGUUUUAAAUGAAAAUUUAAUUUGGAAGCGUCACUUGGAUCAAAUUAUUAGUGCUACUCAAGAUUAUGAAAAUAUUGAAGAUACAGUAGAUAAAAGUUAUAAUGUUGAACCAAUUGAUACUUCUGAUAAGAACAGUACUGGUGGUGAGAAAAUUGUAAUUCCUCAAACCAUUUCACCACAGGGUGAACAGCCACAGAAACCUAUUAGCCCUGUAAAUUCUGAAACUGUUUUGCCUUUAGCUGAAGAAGGUAAUUCAUCUUUUAAUAGUCCCACAGUUCAACCGACUAGUGAAAUUAGUAGUCCAGGUUUAAGACGUUCCGUUAGAGUUCGUAAGGCACCCCAACGUCUCAACUUAUAAAGGGGGGGUAUUGUGAUGUAUCCAUAAAUAAUAAAAUUACUCUUGUAUUUGUUUAUGCGCCGGAACACAAGCUGGCAACAUUAAGAAAACAACUCUUCCUUCCUUUUUACCUCUUCCACGUGAGAGUACGUCUUUCCACUUAUUAAAAUUGUUAAAUUAUAUUCUCGGUCACAAAUAAACGCAGUGCAGUAUAUAA
This is a messenger RNA of Amyelois transitella, 4365 nucleotides long. RefSeq lists its product as uncharacterized. Lineage: Eukaryota; Metazoa; Arthropoda; Insecta; Lepidoptera; Pyralidae. Gene Ontology annotation, molecular function: nucleic acid binding; zinc ion binding. Gene Ontology annotation, biological process: DNA integration. The transcript is spliced from 2 exons. The coding region runs from base 555 to 4169 and encodes 1204 amino acids. The record is from RefSeq and is a predicted model, not a curated record.